Carya illinoinensis is the source of this 1492-nucleotide messenger RNA. RefSeq names its product OVARIAN TUMOR DOMAIN-containing deubiquitinating enzyme 2-like. The record is from RefSeq and is a predicted model, not a curated record. The transcript has 9 exons. Gene Ontology annotation, biological process: protein deubiquitination; endoplasmic reticulum unfolded protein response. The coding region runs from base 706 to 1329 and encodes 207 amino acids. Gene Ontology annotation, cellular component: nucleus; cytosol. Lineage: Eukaryota; Viridiplantae; Streptophyta; Magnoliopsida; Fagales; Juglandaceae. Gene Ontology annotation, molecular function: cysteine-type deubiquitinase activity.
CUGUCCAGGUUACCCAAUCUUCAUCGCCCAUUCACCACCCUCAGAUCACCUUCAGCCUCUGAACAAUGUUUUUCGAAGGGGACAAAAGAUCAUUUUCUUUUCAAAUAACAUAACGAGAACCUUACAAUCAACAUUGAAAAAAAUAACAGAGUUCGAAGGCUUUGCCUAACCUUCAAGGUACAGCCAGGUAUUUCCGAGAGUAAACGGGCCCCAUGACCCAUGACAGGAUGUCAGGACCCCACUAAAGUGGAAGGAAAGAUAUGGCAUCAGAAAACAGUGAGACAUUCGGCGCCAGCCUUUACUCAGUUGAGACAUCCAGACCCAAUCCCGUCUAUUCCUCCAACUAUUCCUUUCCUGAUCCAAAUGUGACUCGCAUAUUUUUUACGCACGUGAGGAGUGUUUCAGAAGCAUACGUGCAUAUGAUAUGAGAUUAGUUAGCUGGGCUUUAGUUAACUGGGCCUUAGUUGAAUGGGUGAAGCCGUGAUUGUAGAGUGAAAUAAGUAAAGCCCAUGAUUGUAACUGAUUGAUUAGAAGCCCAAGAUUGUAUAAAAGGUGGGUGAGUUGUACAGCGGGAAAAUAACAUGAAUGAUACGGUUGAUUUAGCCAUUCUCUCUCUGUUUCUCUGAUUUUCUCUAUCUUCUUCUUUCUUGCUUUCUUCUUCUUGGCGUGUGACACGAAAUAAACAAGAGAUAUAUUGAUCUUAACAUGGAAGGUAAUGUGGUGAGAAGGGUCAUUCCCUCGGACAAUAGUUGCCUCUUUAAUGCCGUUGGGUAUGUCAUGGAUCAUAACAAAGACAAAGCACCUGAAUUGAGACAGGUUAUAGCUGCAGCAGUGGCAAGUGAUCCAGCAAAAUAUUCUGAAGCAUUUCUUGGAAAGCCAAAUGAAGAGUAUUGUGCUUGGAUUCUUGAUUCGGAGAACUGGGGAGGUGCCAUUGAGCUUUCAAUAUUAGCUGAUUAUUAUGGGCGUGAAAUUGCAGCAUAUGAUAUCCAGACCACGCGAUGUGAUUUGUAUGGUCAGGAAAAGAAAUACUCCGAAAGGGUUAUGCUGAUAUAUGAUGGGCUCCAUUAUGAUGCCUUAGCUAUGUCGCCCUUUGAGGGAGCCUCAGAGGACUUUGAUCAGACUAUUUUCAACGUACUGGACGGUAACAUUGGUCCAGUUGAGGGGCUUGCUCUUAAUUUUGCUAAGGAACAACAAAGGGAAAGGAGAUACACUGAUACUGCAAACUUCACUUUGCGUUGUGGAGUAUGCCAAAUGGGAGUAGUUGGCCAGAAGGAGGCUGCAGAACAUGCACAAGCAACAGGACACGUCAACUUUCAAGAAUAUAGAUAACAGUGACCGUGGGAAACAAAGCCGCAUCGUAGACUAUGUACUCCCCGUUUUAUUACUUAUCUAAUCUUCCUUCAAUGCCUUUGCAGUUUGCUAAGAGUUGUGCAAAAACACAGAGGGAGAAUGCUAUCAUUUCAAUUUUCAAUCUCUACCAUGUAUUUGCGUU